Chinchilla lanigera (long-tailed chinchilla) is the source of this 3385-nucleotide messenger RNA. It is a transcript of the gene Nedd1, whose product is annotated as neural precursor cell expressed, developmentally down-regulated 1. The record is from RefSeq and is a predicted model, not a curated record. The transcript is spliced from 16 exons. Gene Ontology annotation, biological process: mitotic cell cycle; microtubule nucleation. The coding region runs from base 272 to 2254 and encodes 660 amino acids. Gene Ontology annotation, cellular component: centriole; ciliary basal body; pericentriolar material. NCBI's taxonomy places the organism in Eukaryota, Metazoa, Chordata, Mammalia, Rodentia, Chinchillidae. Gene Ontology annotation, molecular function: gamma-tubulin binding.
UCGCGUAGGCGGGACUUCCGGCCGCCGAAGUUUAACAGUCCAGGCGGGAGCCGGAAGCGGCGCGCGGAGCGGGCAGCGCCGUGGCCCCCUGUUGUCCCGCUACCCAAAGACUGCCUUGGGUUGUGAAAUCAUCACGUCAGAAUUACGUGUCUGAACUACAAGGCAAGCUAAGACGGUUGGAUAUUCUUAUAAUUGCCUUGGGGAUCAACUAAGAAUAUGUGAUUUGGCCUACGCUUUAGAAAGAUCAUUCCAACUACUUUGUGGUGCAACCAUGCAGGAAAACCUCAGAUUUGCUUCGUCGGGAGAUGAUAUUAAAAUAUGGGAUGCUUCAUCUAUGACAUUGGUGGAUAAAUUCAACCCACACACAUCACCACAUGGAAUUAGUUCAAUAUGUUGGAGCAGCAAUAAUAACUUUCUAGUAACAGCAUCUUCCAGUGGUGACAAAAUAGUAGUUUCAAGCUGCAAAUGUAAGCCUGUUCCACUUUUGGAGCUUGCUGAAGGGCAACAGCAGACAUGUGUUGAUUUAAAUUCCACAUCUAUGUAUUUGGCAAGUGGAGGCCUAAAUAAGACUGUUAACAUUUGGGAUUUAAAAUCAAAAAGAGUUCAUCGAUCUCUUACGGAUCAUAAAGAUGAAGUAACUUGUGUAACAUAUAAUUGGAAUGAUUGCUACAUUGCUUCUGGAUCUCUUAGUGGUGAAAUUAUUUUACACAGUAUAACCACUAAUAUAUCUAGUACGCCUUUUGGCCAUGGUAGUAACCAGUCUAUUCGGCAUUUGAAGUACUCAGUGUAUAAGAAAUCGCUACUGGGCAGUGUCUCAGAUAAUGGACUAGUCACUCUCUGGGACGUGAAUAGUCAGAGUCCAUACCAUAACUUCGGCAGUACACACAAAGCUCCAGCUUCAGGCAUCUGUUUUUCUCCUGUCAAUGAACUGCUGUUUGUAACCAUAGGCUUGGAUAAAAGAAUCAUCCUGUAUGACACUUCCUACAAGAAGCUAGUGAAAACUUUGGUGGCUGAUGCUCCUCUGACUGCAGUCGAUUUCAUGUCCGAUGGAGCCACUUUGGCAAUUGGCUCGUCCCGUGGGAAAAUAUAUCAGUAUGAUUUAAGGAUGUUGAAAUCACCCGUUAAAACCAUCAGCGCUCACAAGACGUCUGUGCAGUGUAUAGCAUUUCAGGGCUCCACUGCUCCUCCUAAGUCAAGUUUAAGUAAAGGCUGCUCAAACAAGGCCGCAGCCCUGAACAAGCGGAGCGUUACCGUGAGCUCGGCCGGGGGCGGGGCGCAGAAUUCCGGGGUUGUCAGGGAAGCCGCCCCCGCUGCCGGCACCGCGGUUCUGUCGAAGCCCCUGACGGCAGCUGCGGCCAAAGGCAUCACUAGCACUCAGGACAAAGCAGGUUUGCCUCGAAGCAGAAGUACAGAUAUUUUGUCUAAGGAAACAGACAGUGGAAGAAGUCAAGAUUUCUCCAGCUUUGAUGACACAGGGAAAAGUAGUUUAGGUGACAUGUUCUCACCCGUCAGAGAUGAUGGUGUCGUUAACAAGGGAAGUGAUGAGUCUGUAGGCAAAGGCGAUGGCUUUGACUUUCUCCCACAGUUGAGCUCAGUGUUUCCUCCAAGAAAAAAUCCAGUAAAUUCAAGUACUCCAAUAUUGCAUUCUAGUCCUCUUAAUGUCUUCUUGCCAUCCCCGGGGAAAGAAGAAAAUGAAAAUCAGGAUCUGACAGCUGAGUCUAAGAAAACCUAUCUGGGAAAGCAGGAACCCAAAGAUUCCUUGAAACAGUUUGCAAAGUUGAUCUCCUCUGGUGCUGAAACUGGAAAUCUGAAUACCUCUCCAUCCUCUAACCAAACAAGAAAUCUCGAGAAAUUUGAAAAGCCAGAGAAAGAAAUUGAAGCCCAGUUGAUAUGUGAACCCCCAAUAAAUGGAUCUUCAACUACAAAUCCAAAGAUAGCAUCCUCUGUCACUGCUGGAGUGGCCAGUUCCCUGUCAGAAAAAAUAGUUGAUACAAUUGGAAGCAGUCGACCAAAUGCACCACUGACAACUGUUCAAAUCCGCUUUAUUCAGAACAUGAUCCAGGAGACCCUGGAUGACUUCAGAGAAGCGUGCCACCGGGACAUUGUGAAUUUGCAAGUGGAGAUGAUUAAACAGUUUCAUAUGCAACUGAAUGAAAUGCACUCUUUGCUGGAAAGAUUCUCAGUGAAUGAAGGUUUAGUGGCCGAAAUAGAAAGACUACGAGAAGAAAACAAAAGACUUCGGGCUCACUUCUGAAAUUUCCGCAGAUACCUUAACGUUUAAUAAUUUGUGAAGUUUCUGGCAACACAGGACUACGUAGAGUCAGUACUGUGUGCAUGGCCUGGGGCGGAGGCCAUGUUUUCUUCAGGUUGCAGCGUGUUGAAAUUUUGUACCAACCAUCAUUUCAUCUUCUCUGUCAAAAAUAUGUAUAUUUUUAUAUUAAAUACUACAAUACAUCAUCUGCCUUAAGAAAAUCCACAGGGUCUUUAUUUUCUGAAAGCUUUAAUAACUAUACACCAAGUGUCCUUUUUCAUGAGCAAAGAAAGUUGCAUAAAAAUCAGUUAUGUUUGGUUUUUACCUUUUUUUACUGAUAUAUAUUUGAUUGGCAAAUUACCUUACAAAUUUUGGAGGUGUAGUUGAGAUUUAAAAACUUUGAUAUCCUUUGUAUUUUUAUGCAGAAAGAAAUUUUAAAAUGACAUUUGAUUUUUUUAAGCCACUGAUGACUAAAACCACAGAGUUGGCUCGUAAUUUUUUUGUUACCUUGAUGACAUCAAGUGUGACUAUUUAUUACUUACAUGUGGUAAUUUCUUAAAUCUUGAAUUGUACAAAUAAACUAUAUCUUUUGCAUUUGUGCUACUGUACUUUUGCUAGCUCUCUACUCUUGCUUGGUAUUUAUUAGCUAACUUUGUGAGCGCUAAUAUAUCUGCUGAUCAUUUUAUGAAUUAAUAACGUAAAUUUAUACUACAAAGCUUUCAUCACCAUGACUCAGCUUAAAAUCUGAAAAUUUCAUAUUAGUUGCAAAAUAUUACAGUAUUGUUGCUUCAUUUUUCCCCCAAGUGAAAAGUGGAUUAUUUUGUUCUAUGGUUUGUGGCAUAAACUUCUUCUAAUUCUUUGUUUGUCAUGAAUAUUUUUAAAUUAUUGGCCUUAGCAUAAGAUUAUUUAUAAAGAUUCAUUGUGAAAAGAAUUUUCACUUCUUUGGCAAUAGUUGGCCAUAUACAGCUACCUGUGUGAUCUCUACUUUCAGUGUCCUAAGAUUAGGACAUCUACUUGUUCAUGUUACUGUUGUCUUUUGCCCAAUGACUUAAACUCUGUAUCAUCUGGGUAGCUCUGCUGCUCUGUUUUGGAUUCUGGGUUGAAAAUAUUUACCAGAAUUAAAAAAAAAAAAAA